Parastagonospora nodorum SN15 is the source of this 597-nucleotide messenger RNA. RefSeq lists its product as hypothetical. Bases 1 to 597 code for a protein of 198 amino acids. The record is from RefSeq and is a predicted model, not a curated record. The transcript has a single exon. Lineage: Eukaryota; Fungi; Ascomycota; Dothideomycetes; Pleosporales; Phaeosphaeriaceae.
AUGCUCACCUCAAGCCUCAUCUCAAUCCUCUCCCUCUUCGCCACCCCAAUCCUCGCCCAAACAACCACCACAGCCACAAUCCUCACUCCAAAUUGGUGUAUAACCGCCACGCACCCCACCAUCACCGUCAUCAACGCCGCAAGCGACCUCACUACCUACUCCUACUCCUGCAGCGUCGACAGUUCCGCCGCCUCAUCCGCCUCCGCCGCCGCAGAUGCCGGUCGCAGCAAAGCCAGCGCCGCUCUAGCUUCCGCCGGCAUACACACGCGCUUCCCACACGACAAGCGAGACGACUGCUACAAUUGGAACGGUGGAUGGGGCGGUUCGUGGUCCGCCUGCAUACCCUGGGAAAUCACACAGGGCCCGUCGAUCUGGGCUGUUCACUACACCCUCACCAACAUCGUCGCGCUCGAUCAGGAAUGCUCGUUCGGGCCGGGCGGCGUGGUAGAGGGGCCGGCGACGUGCACAGCGAGUGGUAGGUUGGAUCCGGGGGUGUGGGGAAAUGGGGAUGGGGUGAGGACGAGGACUUUCAAUAAGGACGAUGUGCAGAGGUAUUGGGGCAGGGAUGUCGUGGAGGUUACGGCUGGUGGGAACUGA